AUGAAGACAGUGUCGUCGCUGUUCCCUUCCUCUGAUGUCACCGAAGAGCCAUUCAAGCUUGAUUUCUAUAACAGUCUGCAUAGCGUUUGUGUUCUGAUUCGGUACAACAAGGUCUUAAACGAUAGCAAAGGCCAACUAAAGACGAAGAAACCGCAGGCCACCACAGCCAUUCCGCCACAAUAUAGGGCAUAUAGCAAGGACGGAGAUGUCCAAGGUGCCGCUAAAGCUAGCUUGUCCACCGAUCGGGAUACUGACUUUGAUGCCUACUACUUUAGCGCUCUACGAGAGCACCAGCGGAGCACCAGCGGAACCUGA
Molecule: messenger RNA, 315 nt
Organism: Penicillium subrubescens
Lineage: Eukaryota; Fungi; Ascomycota; Eurotiomycetes; Eurotiales; Aspergillaceae
Exons: 1
Coding region: 1-315 (104 amino acids)
Source: RefSeq, a predicted model, not a curated record